AUGGCAGGUGAAGAUUGGAUAGAACUCAAGUUUAGACUUUCAGAUGACAAAGAAAAUACUCCAAAGACUGUAAAUGACGUGAAACUCAUCAAUGCCGGGAAAAUACUGGAGAACAAUAGGACAAUUGGCGAGUCUAGGCUUCCGAUUGGUGAACUUCCUGGGAUGAUCAUCACUAUGCAUGUUGUUCUCCGCCCUCCUACUUUAGACAAAAAGAGCGAAAAACUGCAGAAUGAUCCACCGAUAAAGAAUCGCUGCUUGUGCACCAUUUUGUAG
Messenger RNA from Arabis nemorensis, 273 nucleotides. Lineage: Eukaryota; Viridiplantae; Streptophyta; Magnoliopsida; Brassicales; Brassicaceae. The record is from the annotation of a GenBank genome assembly.